UAGGCGGGCACUCGUUCCUUUUGAGCUUCGUCACCUUGGCCGGUCGUAGGGAAAUCAGACAAGCGUACAACAUACAGUCAGACUGCAAACGAUAGAAAAUGGCGCCCGUUGAAGUCAAGUACACGAAGAUCUUCAUCAACAAUGAGUUCGUCAAUUCCGUGAGCGGAAAGACCUUUCCGACUCUCAAUCCGGCCACGAGCAAGAAGACGUGCGAUGUUCAAGAAGGAGAUAAGGCCGAUGCUGACAAGGCGGUCCGCGCUGCCCAGGAUGCCUUCAAGCUGGGUUCAGCAUGGCGACGCAUGGACGCAACUGGUCGGGCACGUCUCCUCAACAAACUGGCGGACCUCAUCGAGAGAGACCGGGAGUAUCUCGUGAACCUUGAGACCAUGGACAAUGGUAUGACAGUCAUGAAUGCCACGGGCUCUGUCAUGGGCUGCGCUAAAUUCUUGCGGUACGGGGCUGGCUACGCAGACAAACUUCACGGGAAGGUCGUUCCCCUAGACGGGGAUUACUUCUGCUAUUCGCGCUACGAGCCAAUCGGCGUGGUGGCAGCCAUUAUUCCCUGGAAUUUCCCUUGCUUAUUGACCGGAGCCAAGCUCUCCUGCGCGCUGACCGUGGGCAACACGCUAGUCAUCAAGCCGGCAGAGCAGAGUCCACUCACCGCUCUCUACAUUGCUUCACUCGCCAAGGAGGCUGGUUUCCCUCCCGGUGUUAUCAACGUUGUGCCUGGUUACGGACCCACAGCUGGCGCAGCCCUGACAGGCAGUAUGGAUGUUGACAUGGUAACCUUCACCGGCUCAACUGAGGUUGGGCGCAUCAUUCAGAGAGCUGGAGCCGACAGUAACCUGAAGAAAAUCCAUCUGGAGCUGGGUGGGAAGAGUCCAAAUGUUGUCUUCGCUGACUGUGACCUUGACUACGCUGUGGAGAUGAGCCACUGGGGCGUCUUUCUUAACUCCGGCCAGGUCUGCUGUGCCGGCACCAGGACCUUCGUACAGGAGGACAUCUACGAUGAAUUUGUCCGGAAGAGCAAGGAGAGGGCCGAGAAACGCGUCGUCGGUGACCCGUACGAUGUCAAGACGGAAGGCGGACCCCAGAUCGACCAAGAUCAACUGGACAAGAUCUUGGAGCUGAUCGAGAGCGGCAAGAAGGAAGGCGCCAAACUCAUGUGCGGAGGUCAACGCAAGGGAGACUGUGGCUACUUCGUGGAGAGCACCGUCUUCUCCGACGUCACAGAUGACAUGCGCAUUGCCAAGGAAGAGAUUUUUGGGCCGGUCCAGCAGAUUCUGAAAUUCAAAACCAUCGAGGAAGUGGUCGAGCGUGCCAAUGCUACGACGUACGGCCUGGCUGGUGCCGUGUUCACGAAGGACAUUGACAAGGCGUUGACUGUAGCCAACACCAUAAGGGCCGGUCUUAUCUGGGUUAACAACUACGGUCUCUUCAGUCCCAUGAUUCCUUUCGGUGGAUACAAAAUGUCCGGCGUUGGCAGGGAGGGGGGUGAGGACGGGUUCAAGGAAUACUGUGAAGUCAAGACUGUUGUCAUCAAAGUUCCACAGAAGAACUCUUAGAUGGUGUACGUAUUAACCGCAUCGGAGACAGACAGAGAGAAAGGCAUGUUCAUGUUCAUCAACCUUCGGUGACCUUUCACACUGACGAGAGCAUUGAUCAAGUGGUUUCAGUUCAACCGAUUUAAAAGAAUCAUGAUCAGGACGCUUGUUCAAGCAACGUUCCUAAUCCAUGUUUUAUUUUUUCAAUAAAAUUAAAAUUAUAUGUUGUAUUGUGUUUCUUUAAGAAGCCCGAUCGUAAUAUGUUGAGGCCUCGUAGCUGUAUGACAAUAAAAAGGGGAAUCAUACUUGUAUGAUUAGCAUAAUAGCAUAAUUAGCAUAAUAGCAUAAUUGUAAUAAUAACAACGAAAUCAGAUCAAAUGCAUAGAUGAAAUGCAAUUUGUCAAAACUCCAUUUUAAAACAGUUUGUUUCCAAAAGUUGUUUCUAAUAACAAGACACAAUUGGUUUUUUCUAUAAACACUGAGAGUAUAGUCAUCUGUCGGUCGGUCAGUCGGUCGGUCGGUCGGUCGGUCAGUCAGUGGGAAAGAUAGGUAAAAGAGGACUCUAAAUGCUUGCCCGCUGGAAAGAGGAAAAUGUACAGAGAACUGGUCCAAAUUUUGGAAGUGUAUUAAAUUUUAUAUAGGAACCUUCUUUUUGUUUUGUAACUGCACGUCCAAUUAUAUUUUCAGUCGAUAGAAAAGAUUUUUUGGCAAGGAUUUUCCUUUCCCCCAAUCAGUAUGGUAAGGGGCUUAAAGUGACCAUCUGUGAUUUUGUGAAACACGGAACGACGGCAUCCGUACUUUCCUAUUAGAGAUGUCUUUCCUUGAUGCUAAAUCUAGGAAACUCGAUAAUUUUUCACGGAAACGCGGAAUCGCAGUUGGCCACCUAAUGCUUCCGUAACAUAGGCUGCGAGUGGAAUUGAAUACUAUUUUUGUAAUUUACUGCAAACUUGUUUUAAUUUGUUGAAGUUGUUGAUUUAAGAAGAUCACGUUGUGGUGUUGAUGUUUCUCACGUCACAUCCCGCUUGAGUGCAGUGCAAAGAAGUCUUUUAUUCAGUGCAGUUUUAUAUUUGAACCAAAGAAGUAUAAUUAAGACAUAUAUAAAUGCAUAUCUGAGAAUAAUAAAAUAAUACAUGUAUAUCCGUUAUAAAACACCAAGUCGUUAAUAAAAAUCAAAACGAA
Patiria miniata (bat star) is the source of this 2723-nucleotide messenger RNA. Its product is annotated as retinal dehydrogenase 2-like. Gene Ontology annotation, molecular function: aldehyde dehydrogenase (NAD+) activity. The record is from RefSeq and is a predicted model, not a curated record. The transcript is spliced from 13 exons. The coding region runs from base 99 to 1565 and encodes 488 amino acids. Lineage: Eukaryota; Metazoa; Echinodermata; Asteroidea; Valvatida; Asterinidae.